Messenger RNA from Melampsora larici-populina 98AG31, 1310 nucleotides. RefSeq lists its product as uncharacterized. Gene Ontology annotation, cellular component: nucleus. The coding region runs from base 1 to 1125 and encodes 374 amino acids. Lineage: Eukaryota; Fungi; Basidiomycota; Pucciniomycetes; Pucciniales; Melampsoraceae. The transcript is spliced from 3 exons. The record is from RefSeq and is a predicted model, not a curated record.
AUGCAACUUGUUGAUUAUGGUUCUGAUUCUGAUUCAAAUUCUAGUCAAAAGGAUCCUAUUCCAUCUUCAUCAACACUUCAAGCCCAACCCAAUCCAACUAUAUCAAUUCCAUCAAACCUUCGUCUUCCUCCACCUAAACGUAAUAAGCCUACAAAAGCUCGCAUCUUGCUUGAGCCAUUACUUCCUCGUACCACCGAUCAUGAAACCGAACCCACCAAUCUGAAACGAUCAGAAUCCGGGAAUCUAGACCGAGAAGAUCUUAAUGAAUCAAAGAAACCGAAGCUCGAGUCUUUAGCUAAAAAGAAAUCAGGCUUAGCUGCUCUUCUUCCUCCGCCUAAGAAUCCUAAUCCAAUACCCAAAGGAAGGCUCAAUAUAAUCAAGCCAGCAACUUCUUCAUCCAAGCUUGCUGCCCCAUCAUCAACUCAACCCGCUCAGAAUGACCAAACCUCUACACCCGAACCACCUUUGAUUUUAACAGAUUCUUCUCAACUAUCCAAUCCAAAUCAGUCUUCUUCUUCUUCCCAAGCAGAGGGACUAAACCUCUUUGGUUUACCUUCCACAUCCACACUAUCCAAACCUCAGUCAACCACCAACUCCAUCUCACCCUCGAUAACGAUCUCCUCAGCCCCCCAAGUAGUGGAAGAAAAACCACCACCACCAACCCUAAAUGAUCCAUACCCAGGUUAUUGGCAAAGAUCAAAUGGACAAUGGUGUGCAAGAAGUCUGGAAGAACCAGAAUGGAAAACGUUUUAUGAAACACAUUAUCAAUCCAACAACACAUUAGAUCAACAAACUUCAUCAAAAGAAGUACCCAAAGAUUUCUUUAAACAAUCCAAUGGCCAAUUAGGAGGUCUAGGAGGAAUGGAAGAAUUCAAUGCGGGUAAAGUGGCUCAAUUAGCUUGGGAGAAUAAACCUAAGAUUAUCGAUCCAAGAGAAGAAGCGAGAAAAGAACAAGCUGAGAAAGCGGCUGGAAAACCUGCUAAACAAAUCUCAUCUAGAGCUAGAGGUCGCCAUCAGUUAUCUUCUUUACUUACUGAAGCUCAAGCUAAUCGAGCUGAAUUAGAAGAUCGUAUCUCACGUGGUAAAUUUAAUCGAAAAGCAGGUGGUGCUAAAUAUGGUUUUUGAUUGUAUUUUUGGCGCUACGAAACGAUUGUUUUGCGUAUGUAAAUACAAAAGCCAAGAACUCUCUUGCUAUAUUGUAGUACUGGAUUUUGCUUUCAGUGUGUAUAAGACAACGUCAUUUAUUCUUUGUACCAUAUUAUGCCCACAUUCAAAUAUGCAGCCACACUGUCUAACGUUCGCAAUAGUUC